AGGGAGCGGCAGCGCAACUCACGCCGGCUGGUCCUAGAUGAAGGACGUUCUAGCCGACCCCCUACUCUAUGGUAGGGCCCUCCGCAGUCCGGCUUCCGGGCGCCGCCAUGUUGGAGCCUCAGUACGAGAGCCAUGGCUGCGAGCGCACGACCGGUACCCGGACCCGGGCCAGCUCCGCUGAGCACAUGCUGGAGGUGCGGCCGGGGCUGUUCCUGGGUGGAGCUGCGGCAGUCGCGGAGCCGGACCACCUGAGGGAGGCGGGCAUCACGGCCGUGCUGACGGUGGACUCGGAGGAGCCCGACUUCAACACGGGGGCUGGGGUCGAGGGUCUACGGAGUCUCUUCGUGCCAGCGCUGGACAAACCCGAGACCGACCUGCUUACCCAUCUGGACCGGUGCGUGGCCUUCAUCGGCCAGGCCCGCGCCGAGGGCCGCGCGGUGCUGGUGCAUUGUCACGCAGGGGUCAGUCGAAGUGUGGCUGUAAUGACUGCUUUUAUGAUGAAGACUGACCAACUUACCUUUGAAAAAGCCUAUGAAAACCUUAAGACUGUCAAACCAGAGGCUAAGAUGAAUGAGGGGUUUGAGUGGCAACUGAAAUUAUACCAGGCAAUGGGAUGUGAAGUAGAUACCUCUAGUGCAAUUUAUAAACAGUAUCGUUUACAAAAGGUUACAGAGAAGUAUCCAGAAUUGCAGAACUUACCUCAAGAACUCUUUGCUGUUGACCCAUCCGCCAUUACACAAGGAUUGAAAGAUGGGGUUCUCUACAAAUGUAGAAAGUGCAGGCAAUCUUUAUUUCGAAGUUCUAGCAUUUUGGAUCAUAAUGAAGGAAGUGGUCCUAUAGCCUUUGCCCACAAGAGAAUGACACCGUCCCUCAUGCUUACUACAGGGAGUCAGGCUCAAUGUACAUCUUAUUUCAUUGAACCUGUGCAGUGGAUGGAAUCCACUUUGUUGGGAGUGAUGGAUGGACAGCUUCUUUGCCCCAAAUGCAAUGCCAAGUUGGGUUCUUUCAAUUGGCAUGGUGAACAGUGCUCAUGUGGUAGAUGGAUAACACCUGCUUUUCAAAUACAUAAGAAUAGAGUGGAUGAAAUGAAAAUGCUGCCAGUUUGGGGAUCACAAACAAGAAAAAUAUGAACUUGCAACAUUUGAUAACUUGCUGAUGAUAUGUGCUACCCUUGCUUAUUGUCAUUCAUGGAAGAUUGUUUAGUUUUAGGCCAUUAACAUUUCAUUUGAAAUAUGAGAAGAUAAAAAUCAUUUGAUGUUACUUAGAAACUAUACUUUGUCAGCUUCUUACACUAUUUAAGUAGAAUGGAAAUCAAAACCUUUUAAUCAUGUAAAUUAUACUUUAUUUGAUAUUAAAAUCUUUUAUAGCCCAGAUACUUUCUUUAUUUCAUAUAUAUUUAAAAGUUGUGAUUUUUGGAAUGUUAGUUAUAUAAUCUUAAGGUCUAGUUGGACAAAAUUAUGUAUAAAAAUUAGAAACUGUCAUGUUUAAGUGACAUUCUUUUAUUUCUAGAAAUGUAAAGCAGAUUUGUUUGGACAUAUUUUGACAUUUCUCUUUCUCUCUUUUAAGGGACAUUAGUAAAGCUACAUUAGUCUGGGUUUUUCUUGGAAAUGUAGAAGAAAAGGACAUCAGUAAAACAGGGACUAAAAUGUGGUUUUCCUAUGAUACUUUUUGAAGUAGUCUACCUAAAGAAAUGUAUUAAUGUUAGGUAUAUUUCUAAUGAUGAAGAAAAUUAAAUGUGGAGUAACUACAUAUCAAUCACCUUUUUUAGCCCAAUGUGUUAGUGUAUUGGAAAAGGUAAUAUGUCCAGAUUAGCUUUUUAAUGUGAUCUCUGGAGACUGGAAUUUAUUUUACUCAUUGAUAAUAGUUAGCAUUAUACCUAAUUAGAUACUUGAACAUUUACAUGAAAUCAGAAUUAGCUAAUAAGGAGAAAUAUAGUCCAUGUUCUUAAUACGUUUUUCAUAUUUACACAUGUGAGUGUAUAUGUACAUAAACACCAAAACGGGAGUUAUUUUAAAUGCAAAAAAAUGUGAAUAAUGAUCCUCUUUAAAAGUGUGCAAGUGUUAUAGAUGAUUCUUGAGAAUAUCUCAGCAUAGGACCUGAAGCCUUUGGCAGCUUUCGUAUAAUAAAUUUUUCUUAGGAGAAAAAAUUUCUCCAUUUCUGUCUUAGCUUUCACAAUAUCUGUUUACUUCUUUACUUUGUAAUGUUAUACUCCAGAAAGCUUUUUAAAAACAAUGAGGUUGAACCAUAUGAAAGUGCCUCUUUGUAGGUGAAAAGUAAUUGAGUAGCAGCAGUUUUGUAUAUGGUUCAAGCUAAUACCUAUCCAUAACACUGGCAUCUAUCACAGAGAAAAUGACAUAGAUUUUAUGUGAAUUUAUAUAAUUGUUAAAUCAGUAAAUAUUUACUAAGCACCUUUUAUGUACAUGAUUCUAGGUGAUACAUUGAACAAACUAGAUAAAACCUCUGCCUUGUAAUUUAUAUUCUGGCCAGGAGACAUUGACAAAAUAGUAUCUUUUUUGAAAGAUAAUUGAUAUUUGCCAAUGAGGAAUGAUUUUGGGAUACUUGACUUUUCUUUAUGUAAAUUUUGAAGUUUUGUGAAACAUCCACUAAGCAAGAUUUUUAGAUUUAAGGUCUUUUAAUGUUUUAUUUUGGGGGUGGGGUAAAUCCAUUAUACCUUUGUUCUCAAAAUAACAAAAAAGGAAUCCUUUCUUUUUAAUAUUUAGGAAUAUCAAUGUAAAACAUUUGAAUUUACACAUUUUUUGAAAAUAGCAAUAUUAACCUUACUUCAGAGGCAGUGUGGUACAGUGAAAACAGUACUGAAGUAGAAGUCAGAGAGUGGCUCUAAUGAUUCUGGCUCUACUGAUCACCAUCUUCCUGGAAGUGAGCAGGUCUUUUGGAAAUUGGGAGUCAUUUCUCAUCUUCACAAAAUGGGAUUAAUAUAUGUUCUGCUGUCCUGACAGGGUUGUUUGAAAGAUCAUUUGCAUUAGCUUUAAUUUCUUUUUACAUAAAAUGGAGAUAACAGUAGUAUCUGGGUUAUUACAAGGAUUUUUGUGAUACACUGCAGAUAAAGAACUUAGUAUAGUGCCUAGCUAGUAGCAGUCAACAUUUUCCCUUAAAGGGACUUCCCUUGUGGUCCAGUGGUUAAGAAUCCACCUUCCAAUGCAGGGGACGUGGGUUCAAUCUCUGAUUGGGGAAUUAAGAUCCCACGUGCUGCGGAGCAACAAAGCCCGCGGGCUCUGGAGCCCGCAUGCCACAACUACUGAGCUCAUGCACUCUAGAGCCCAUGCGCCACAACUGGAGAGGAUCCCGCGUGCUGCACCUAAGACCCGACGCAGCCAAAUAAAUAUUUUUUAAAAAUUAGCAUUCUUAAAAAAACAAAAAAACCUUUCCCUUAAAAUAGCUGCAGUUUAUUGAGCACUUACGUGCCAGUCACUAUCCUAAACACUUAAUGUGUAUUAGAUUUAAUCCUCAAAACAGCCGUGAGAUAGAUCCUAUUAUUCCCAUUUUACAGGUGAAAUUGAGGCUCAGAAAUAUCAAGUCACUUCCUCAAAGUUACAUAGCAAAUGAACCUAGAUUAGAAGCAAGAUUUGGCUUACUCCAAAAUCUGAGCUUUUAACCUCUAUAUUCUAAUACGUGGGUUCACUGUUCAGGGUGGUAUUUGUCUUAAAGAUACCAUACUAAAAAUGUCAAUCAGAUUGUAAAAUCUAAUAGUACUGAUGAAAUGCAGUUUUUAACUAAGCUAUAAAUUCACUAGUCAGGUAUCCCACCAACAUUUGCAGGGUACAAAUUGAGGCCUACAUUCUAUUUCUCUUAAAAGUUAUAAAUAAAGCUACCAAACUAUUAAAAUGUUUUGUUCUCUUGACAAAUAUAUCUUCAUAAUGACCUGGAAGACAAGGUUUGAAUUUAGAAUUCUCUGACUUCAUGGAGUUUCAUGACAAAAUAUGGCAAUGCAGUGAGAGUUGGCCCCUGACCUACAGACUGCCCCCCUUUUCCCACCCCUGGAUUUGUUCAUGCGGACCCUGGUGUAUAUGUAUAUGUGGACUCCCCACCUCACAUUUCUAAGCUCUGUCUAUACACUCCUGGCAUACAGUAUUGGCACAGUUCUGUCAGAGACCUGAGCAAGGCUUGGAGCUAUUUGGGCUAGUUGGUUGUCAGAAGUGUGUCUAGAAAGGGACCAUGUGUCCUGGCUGAGCACAUCACUUUGGCAUCAUGGAUUUUUAACCUGUGGGAAGAGACAUUACCAGAUGCCAGAGUAAAGUCCUAGGUAUGGAUCUAGACAUAAAAUUCUUCCAAAUUUUAUUUCUCUGCCAAGGGUUUAAGUUGAAAGCAAAUGAAUAAAUGAAAGAAAAAGUAUUUGAUAACAUUCAACAUUUAUGACAAAAAAAAAAGGUAACUAGAAUGGAAGGAAGCGUCCUUAAACAAUGUGCAUAUAAAAAAACAACAACUACAAACAGCACAUUUCUUAAUGAUAAUUGAAAAUGUUUCCUUGUAUUUAAAAAAAAGUCUCCAGAAAAAAAUUUUGCAAAAACAAAUGAGGAAACAAAAAAAGAAAACCAAUCAAGCCCCUAGAUAUUACAAUCAGCAGAAUCACAAAGUGAGAAAUUAUACAGGACAAAUGAAAAAUUCUUUUUUGGCUGCGCCGCACAGCGGGAUUUUAGUUGCCUAACCAGGGAUUGAACCCAGACACCAACAGUGAGGCAGUGAAAGUGCUCAACCCUGAAAGGGCAGAGUCCUAACCACUGGACCACCAGGGAAUUCCUGCAAGUGACAGAUUCUUAUCUCUUGUUUGUUUGAAAUUUUCCAUAUUAAAGGUUAAGUUUUAAAAUGAUGAUGUUAAAUAAAAUAGAUUUUAAAAUGUUAGUGUUUGUAUACAGUAAGUCUACACAGAAAAUUCUAGAGGAUUUACAGACAAAAUAUUAGAAUGACAUAAUUCAAUAAGGUUUUUGAAUACAAAAUUGCUCUAUAAAAGUCAAUAGUGUUACUAUACCCCAGCAAUAACUGAAUUAAAAAAAAAAUUUUUUUUAAAGAAAAGGAUGUGUAAAAUGAAACUAUGAAAACUUCCCUCAGUAGAGGGAAGGAUUUCUUAUGCAAUAUACAAAUAGCAGAGAUCAUUAACAAAAUUUGAUAAAUUUGACUAUGUUAAAAUUAAAACCUAGAGGACAAAAACCCCAUAAACAAAGACAAGUGUCAACCUAAGAGAAGGUAUUUGCUAUAUACGUACGGGUUAAAUGAAUAGACUAUCUAAAGGUGUACACAUCAUUGAGAGAAAGAAAAUCCAAUAGGAAAUUUUAUAAAAGAUAAGAAUGGGCAAUUCACAGAAGAGGAAAUAAGGUUUAAUGAACAUGAAAAGAUGCACCACGUCUUUAAUUUACAUUUAAUUUAAAUGUAAAUUAUAGUCACACCCUUCACAGGCAAAAAAUAAAAGUCUGACUACAUCUAGUGUUGGUGAGAAUUCAUCACUGCUAACGAGAGUGUAAAUUGGUAUAAUUUGGCAAAUAGUAGUACUCCUACUGCAUGAACCAGCAUAUAUCUUUUUUUUUUUUUUUUUUUUUUUUGUGGUAUGCGGGCCUCCCUUUGCUGUGGCCUCUCCCGUUGCGGAGCACAGGCUCCGGACGCGCAGGCCCAGCGGCCAUGGCUCACGGGCCCAGCCGCUCCGCGGCAUGUGGGAUCCUCCCAGACCGGGGCGCGAACCCGGUUCCCCUGUAUCGGCAGGCGGACGCGCAACCACUGCGCCACCAGGGAAGCCCCAGCAUAUAUCUUAAAGACAUUCUUGCACAUAUGCACAAGGGUACCCAUAGAAGGAUAUAUUUUAUGUAACAGUAAAAAGUUGAAACAAUCCAAAUGUUCAUCAGUAGGGAAAUGAAAAAACGUCUGUAUUAUGUAUUAAUAAUGUAUAUAUUCAAGGAAAUACCAUAGAACAGUUAAAACACAGAUCAUCAAAAAGUAAUGUUGAAUGAGAAAAGUGACUUGGAGAACAUUAGUGCUAUAAGUUUAUGUAAAUUAAAAUACCCCCAAACAGCACUAAAUGUAUGUAUCUAUACACAUAUUUAAACAUGAUAAAAAUAAAAAAUGGCUUUGAAUGAUUGCCAUAAAAUUUAUAAUGGAAGUUGUCUAUGUGGAGGGAGGGAAAUGAAGCAGAGGAAAAUGCAGACCUCAACUUUAUCUACGAUGUUUAAUUUCUUAUGAAAUA
Molecule: messenger RNA, 6187 nt
Organism: Physeter macrocephalus (sperm whale)
Lineage: Eukaryota; Metazoa; Chordata; Mammalia; Artiodactyla; Physeteridae
Gene: DUSP12
Product: dual specificity phosphatase 12
Exons: 6
Coding region: 69-1130 (353 amino acids)
Biological process (GO): protein dephosphorylation
Cellular component (GO): nucleus
Molecular function (GO): protein tyrosine/serine/threonine phosphatase activity
Source: RefSeq, a predicted model, not a curated record